Molecule: messenger RNA, 1482 nt
Organism: Diaporthe amygdali
Lineage: Eukaryota; Fungi; Ascomycota; Sordariomycetes; Diaporthales; Diaporthaceae
Product: cytochrome p450
Exons: 6
Coding region: 1-1482 (493 amino acids)
Molecular function (GO): heme binding; monooxygenase activity; iron ion binding
Source: RefSeq, a predicted model, not a curated record
AUGAGUCUCCUCCAAGCAGGUCUCGCUUUGGUGUCCUUGUCUGUACUCUUGUAUCUGGUAACCGCAAUCCAUUCGUGGUAUCGCCUUCGGCACAUACCAGGGCCUUUCUUUGGUCGGUUCUCAUAUUUGUAUCUGGCAUAUCUCCAACAAAGUGGUCGUCAGUACUACAUCUACCGUGAUGAGCUGACAAAGUUUGGACACUUGGUUCGCGUCGGCCCGAACGAGCUCACGACAGACGACCCCGAUGUCCUCCGCAGAUUAACCUCCGCCAGGGCCCAGUACACCCGAGAUGCCUGGUACACUGGUGGUCGUUGGAACCCAUAUACGUACAGUAUGUUCACAACGCUGGAUACCAGAGCUCACGAUGAUAUCAAGGCGAAGACUGCAAUCGGUUACGGUGACAAGAACUCGGCAUUGGAGCCGGGUGUUGAUGCUCAGAUCACAUCUUUCGUGGGAGUUGUCCGAAAUAAAUACCUCAACGGCGCAAAGCUCCUUGACUUUGGGACGCUGACAUCAUAUUUCACCAUGGAUGUUAUCACGAAAGCCGGGUUCGGUGAAGCGUUCGGGUAUCUUGAGAAAGAGGAAGAUCUAUUUGACUUCCUAGCCGGGGUCCGUGAUAAUUGGCAAUUCAUGGGUAUCACAUUAGACGUCCCUUGGCUUCGAGACAUACUCUAUUCGUCCGUUUUCCUCAAGCUGCUCGGUCCCAGGAUGACAGACGAAAAGGGUUUGGGCAAACUUAUGAAAGUAGGCCACGAUGUUAUAGAGAAGAGGAUGGCGAAGCCGAAGAGCGCGCGCGUAGACGACAUGCUGGGCUCCUUCUUAUCCCACGGUCUCACCCAGGAUCAGUGCGAGAACGAGGCUCUCUUCAUGAUCGUCGCUGGAUCUGAGACCACAGCUUCCGUCAUUCGCGUGACCGUUCUACACAUUCUGUCCGCACCUAUGGUGUACCACCGUCUCAAAAACGAAGUCAAGGAAGCAAUCAAAGACGGUAGAGUCUCUCAUCAACCUAUCAAAAUAGAAGAAGCGAAGCGUCUUCCCUAUCUGCAGGCGGUGAUAUAUGAAGGAAUGCGUAUGCGUUCACCUGCCCCAGGGUUGUACCCCAAGGUCGUACCAGCAGGAGGUGACACCCUUUGUGGCAAGUUUGUCCCUGAGGGAACGGCAAUUGGCAUGAAUACCUCAGCGAUGUUAGCAAGCACGAGACAUUUUGGGGAGGAUGCCAACCUGUUCCGUCCCGAAAGGUUUCUCGAGGUCGAUGACACGAAGAGGUCUGAGAUGCAGCGAAAUGUGGAGUUGAUCUUUGGAAACGGCCGUUGGAUGUGUGCAGGAAGGCCGGUAGCGUUUAUGGAGCUGAACAAAAUCUUCUUCGAGUUAUUCCGCAACUUUGACUUGCAACUAGCCCAUCCAAUGACGCCCUGGGACUCUGCUAGCUGGCCUGUCUGGGUCGACGAGAACAUGGAAUUGAAGGUCACGGAAUCUGCGUAG